AUGCCGGGGAAAUCGAUACCUCCUCCCAACGAAUCAGUCACAUACAGCUCGGGUGCUCAUGAUGGACUUCCUGACGUGAGAUUGUUGCAUUAUAAUGAUGUGUAUCAUGUCGACUCGUCCUCGGCCGAACCUGUUGGCGGAGCGGCACGCUUCAUGACCUUGGUGAAGCAUUACCGUGAUGACGCGAAAUGGGAGGGGCAACCGAACCUCGUCACGCUGUUCUCUGGCGAUGCCUACAAUCCCAGCUUGGAAAGCUCAAUCACAAAAGGCUCUCAUAUGGUCCCCUUGCUCAACAACAUUGGCACUGAUGCAGCUGCACUAGGGAACCAUGACCUGGACUUUGGCGUGCGUCAAUUCAAGCACCUGGCGUCCAAGUGCAAGUUUCCCUGGUUGAUUGCUAAUGUGCUGGAUCCGGCCCUGGGCGAGUCCGUCCCCAUCGGCAAUGCCAAAAAGACACACAUGAUCACAUCUUCCAAUGGCAUCAAGAUUGGCCUGAUUGGGUUGGGCGAGCGCGAGUGGCUGGCAACCAUUAACAGCCUUCCGCCCGACCUGAUUUACAAGUCUGCUAGCGAGACAGCAAAGGAGCUUGUACCAAAGUUGCGUGAAGAAGGUGCCGAUAUCGUCAUUGCCAUUACCCACAUGCGCGAGCCAAAUGACAAUAAACUUGCCGAGCAGACUGAUGGAAUCAUUGACAUCAUUCUCGGUGGUCAUGAUCACUACUAUAAUCACAGUCUCAUCAAGGGAACACAUGUCCUACGUUCUGGUACCGACUUCAAGCAAUUGUCUUAUAUUGAGGCCAGACGUGCCAAGGAUGAUCCCAAGAAAUGGGAUUUCGACAUUAUCCGUCGCGACGUCACGUCGGAAAUUCCACAGCAUCAGGAUACUGUCAAACUUGUGGAUGAAUUGACUGCUAGUCUUAAGGCAAAGCUUCAAAAGCCCAUUGGGUUUACGGCUGCGCCGUUGGAUGCCCGUUUCAAGACAGUACGUCUCAAAGAAAGCAACAUUGCAAAUUGGGUUUGCGAUAUCAUGCGCCAUCACUAUUCAGGCGACUGCUGUAUCAUGGCUGCUGGUACAAUUCGGGGCGAUCAAAUCUACCCGCCAGGUCCCGUUCUGCUCAAGGACAUUAUGAAUUGCUUUCCCUUUGAGGACCCUGUAGUGGUGAUCAAAGUCAGUGGCCAGGCAAUAUGGGACGCUCUGGAGAAUGGAGUAUCGCAGUACCCGGCUCUCGAAGGAAGAUUCCCUCAAGUCUCAAACAUCAAGUACACGUUCGAUGGCUCCAAGCCAACGGGAUCUAGGAUACUCGAGGCUACCAUUGGGGGUGACGCCAUUGACAUGCAAAAGAAAUAUGUCUUGGUCACACGUGGCUACAUGGCCCGAGGAAAGGAUGGGUUCGAGUCGCUGCUGAUAGAAGCCGAGGGCGGCCAGGCCGAGGAGAUCGUGUCGGAAGAAAAUGGAAUUCUCAUCUCCAUGAUGCUGCGACAAUACUUUAUUUCUCUCCGCGUCAUGGGACAGUGGAAGAAUUGGGGCAAUGCCAUUAGCAAGCACUGGUCAGAGGUGUCUACCAAGGUUGGUACCUCUCAUCCUUGCUACAAGCCCACGUCUGCAGCAACUCCCAGCACGCCUUCUGCGCCCAAGGGCCACGACUGGGAGAGCUGGAGCCCCAAGAACAUCAGGUCUCGCCGAGCUAGUGUGAUUCCCCGAGAAGAAGAUAGCGACAGCGAUGACGAUGGGGACGUGGCGGCAGAGAAGGACGUCGAGAAGGUGGACAAGGAGCUACAGACUAUGCGAAGAGUGUUCGGCAAGUGGGCACGACUGGCUGGUGUCGAGUGCAAGGCGGGAGACGAGCUGAACGAGGCAGAAUUUGAGGUUGAUUGGACGCAAGCAAUUGCCCCAAGACUAGAAGGCCGCAUCACUCAGGUUGGUGUCUAA
Pestalotiopsis fici W106-1 is the source of this 1929-nucleotide messenger RNA. RefSeq lists its product as uncharacterized. Gene Ontology annotation, biological process: nucleotide catabolic process. The record is from RefSeq and is a predicted model, not a curated record. Lineage: Eukaryota; Fungi; Ascomycota; Sordariomycetes; Amphisphaeriales; Sporocadaceae. The transcript is spliced from 4 exons. Gene Ontology annotation, molecular function: hydrolase activity. The coding region runs from base 1 to 1929 and encodes 642 amino acids.